AUGUAAACGAGAGAUAUGAAUGAGCCUUUUCUGCAAAGAUAGCACAAGCAUGAACACGACCCCUAUGCUCAUGCUGCACACUUUGAGCGACCUAGAUUUGAGAGCUAUAGUGAUACUACAUUACAAGUACUUAGACUCAUUAUGGUUCUCUUGAUAGUUGCUAUCUAUGUUGCCUCCUUCUUUAUGCAACCAUUUUAUGUCCAUUAUGUCUACAUCACCUAUUGGGCUAUGCAUCUCUCUCUGAUAUCCUUAAUACUUUCAUUCGCUUCAGGAUAAGAUAAGCAUAAUUUAGUGAUGAGAGAAUGGUCUUUGGUUACCACUGAGAUUGCACUAACUCUUACUAUCGUAGCAGCAAUAUUCUACUGGGCUAUCGUCAGAGAUGAAAUGUAUCAGAAUUAUGAUUGGAGACCAUUAUUGAUGGUGUUCUUCAAUUUUCUCUUAUCUGAUAUCAAUUUCUUGAAAAGAGACAUUGGGAUGAUCAUCCUUUUCGGUGUAGGCUAUGUUGUAUUCAACUUUUUGGUGAGUAAACUAUCUGGAGUUCCUAUCUAUCCAUUUAUUACUUGGUACAAUGUCAAAUCAUUUGUAUCAGCAAUCGUUUUCAUUUUAGUGCUUGGAGGCAUAUAUAUGGUCCUAGUAUUCUUGAGUGCAAUGCUCCCCAGACUAGAGAGAGGGUAUGAAGCUGACAGAUUAAAUAUCUGA
Stylonychia lemnae is the source of this 699-nucleotide messenger RNA. The record is from the annotation of a GenBank genome assembly. NCBI's taxonomy places the organism in Eukaryota, Ciliophora, Spirotrichea, Sporadotrichida, Oxytrichidae.